GUUCAAAUCUGCAGCACAGGUCUUUGUCCUGUGUUUUUUACCCGGAUAGAAAACAAAGACAUAUUUGUUUCUUGCCGUCGGCUGUUUCUAAGAACUGUCCAAAAAGAACAUAUGAUUACGUGUUCAGCCAAUACACUAGGACUAUAGCAUCCACUUGUAAACGUUUGUGUUUUGCACUGUGUACAAUUGUUCAUCCAUCACUCAUGGGGCCCGUCCUCCCUUCCGCCGUGACUCGCCUAGCCUCGCGGUUACGCCCCCCGGUCACAGAGAUAAAUGGUCAGUUUCGUACAGGGCGCAUGCUUACAGUUAACUCCACAUCCUCCGGUCCGUAAUUCCGGUUCAUGAACAGCCUGGGUCUCGAGGAGUAGGAAGACACACCGGGGAGCUCGCUCACCUCAGUCUCUAAUCCGUCCUCGACGGUCCGUCCCGUGUCACACAUGUUCUGCUGAGGACGCGCUCCCCAACCGAAAAAAAACCGACCAUGUCCACCGGGUCGCUUAGCGACGUUGACGACGAGCUCCUGGACGGGAUCCUGAAGUUCGGCUCUUCCGGUAAAGACUCCGGUACGUCGAACGAGAGCACCGGGGAGAGUUCGAACUGCGAAGGCGGCUCGGCCAACGAAAAAACAGCCCGGGGAAAGAAACGGAAAACAGGGUCCGGUAGGAAAACCGCGCUGAACGGCGUGGCGCACGAUGGGGGCGGCAAGCAGCCGCAGAGGAACGCGGCCAACGCACGGGAGAGGGCAAGGAUGCGCGUGCUAUCCAAAGCGUUUUCCCGUUUGAAGACGACUUUACCGUGGGUCCCGCCGGACACCAAGCUCUCCAAACUGGACACACUUCGCCUCGCCUCGAGCUACAUAGCCCAUCUACGGCAGAUCCUCGCCAACGACAAAUACGAGAACGGAUUUAUCCACCCGGUGAACCUGACGUGGCCCUUCAUGGUCGCCGGGAAACCGGAGAAUGAUUUGAAAGAGAUGCUCAACACCACCCGGUUGUGUGGAACAACCGCCUCAUGAUGUAACGGAUGGACAUGACAUGAACAUUAACCGUCAAGCGAUGGACAUGAUACAUUUUUUGGAAUUUUUCAGAUGGACAGAAAUGCACGUCAUCUCUCCUAAAACCAAAUAAUGAGUGGGAAUACCGGGAGAGCGCACGCUCUCUCACGCGUUCCGAUACAGAGAAGCUGAUUUUAUAUUUAAAGUGUUCACAUGUUGCCUUUGCUGGUUCGAGGACAUAUUGUGUUUUGUAUACGUUUUUAUAAUCUUAAAAAUGCUUAAAAAAAACUACUUUGUCACACGAGUAUUUGUUUUACAGGUGAUGUUGUCAGUCGCCGCGUUGGAAGUGCACAUGAAACAUGUCUCAAUAUCCUAUCUGAAUAGCCAGAUUUUAUACGAAUAAAAUGUAUUCAUCGCAUAAUUUUCUUCCCCAAUGUGCAUUGUGUUGAAGUUGGAGUAAGAGGAAUUUAAAUUCUACAGGGCACUGUUUUUUUUGUUACUGUAGGCUAUAAGGCUAUUUUCCUGCUAACCCAAUAACCCCUGGUUAUUACCAAUCCCUCAAAAUCACAGCACAAAACUCUAGAAACGAGCACCGGGGGAGAAAGAAAAUCUAAGUGUCCACAGGUUCAGGUUUAUUUGUUUUCCUCUAUCUCCUAAAGUAAACAAUGGAUAAAGCCUACUAGACUAUCUCGUUAAAAAUAUAUAUAAAUAUAUGGUUUGCGCCUGCCCUUGGUUAGGGCCUGCCCGUGUUUCAUUUAUACAAUUAUUCUAUGGUGGUUUUCUUCCUUUUGACGUGAAUAAAUAUCGGUAAAAGCGUCGCAAGAGAAAAGGUAUGUAGGUUGGAAGGUCAACCUUUUUGAAAGUAGUCAAAUGUGCGCGCGCCGCUUAAUCAGGUUGCAGACGCCUUGUUUAAUUCACGCGGGUUAAUGACAGUACUGUUUACACACGGAAGACAGAUAUUUAUGCAGCUAGCAGCUCACCCUGGCGCGUUAGGCAGGGAGGAUAAACCCGGUCUGGGACAGCCCGGUGUCACUAUGCAGCACACACACACACACACACGCACACACACACACACACACACACACACACACACACACACACACACACACACACACACACACACACACACACACACACACACACACACACACACACACACACACACACACACCAGCUCCUUGUCACUAUGCAGCUACAUUGUUCAACAGCUGCAAACUCAGAGAUUAUUAUAGGAUAGGAUAGGAUAGGAUAGGAUAGGAUAGGAUAGGAUAGGAGAGGAUAGGAGAGGAGAGGAGAGGAGAGGAGAGGAGAGGAGAGGAGAGGAGAGGAGAGGAGAGGAGAGGAGAGGAGAGGAGAGGAGAGGAGAGGAGAGGAGAGGAGAGAAGAGAAGAGAAGAGAAGAGAAGAGAAGAGCAUGGUGUAAUAACAAGCCCCCACAUCCAUCUAUUAGUGUCAUGUUAUUGUAGCGAUCCACAGGCGGGAUGACCCACACAUAGCCUCGCUGGGACAGAUUGUAUACAGUUGCCUGCCGAAAGUAUUCACAUCAAUUAUACUUUUUAGACAUUUUGUUGUGUUACAAAGUGGAAUUAAAAUAGAUUUAAACUGUAAUAUUCUUUUGUUGUCAACAAUUUACUAAAAAAUAUUAUGUAAUGUCAAAAUUGAAUAUUUUUUUGUUAUUACGUGUAUUUUUUUAAUAUUGGAAAAUAAAAACACAAAUAUAUUUGGA
Messenger RNA from Oncorhynchus kisutch (coho salmon), 2719 nucleotides. It is a transcript of the gene tcf21, whose product is annotated as transcription factor 21. The transcript has 2 exons. Bases 482 to 1015 code for a protein of 177 amino acids. Lineage: Eukaryota; Metazoa; Chordata; Actinopteri; Salmoniformes; Salmonidae. Gene Ontology annotation, molecular function: protein dimerization activity; DNA-binding transcription factor activity, RNA polymerase II-specific; RNA polymerase II transcription regulatory region sequence-specific DNA binding. The record is from RefSeq and is a predicted model, not a curated record. Gene Ontology annotation, biological process: regulation of transcription by RNA polymerase II; developmental process.